Heterocephalus glaber (naked mole-rat) is the source of this 2853-nucleotide messenger RNA. Lineage: Eukaryota; Metazoa; Chordata; Mammalia; Rodentia; Bathyergidae. The record is from RefSeq and is a predicted model, not a curated record.
UGGGAACCAGGGCUCCCACGGCAGCAGCCCAGCCCGUGUAGUCCUCGCCCCCACGCCCUGUCACGAGGGGCGGGACCGGAGGGCGUGGUCAGCAUGUGGAGCCCGGACGCCCAGCGGGGCUUCUGCAGAGCUGGGGUAUGAGGAAAAUCUUCUAGGAACGAGAAAACUGUUGUACUGCUUACUUAUCUCUGCUGAAGUCCAGUAGGCAGAGGUUUCAACGACCCCCCAGCCCAGCAGCAAUCAGAUUCCAGCAGCGGCCCUCUCUGAAAUCGUCUCCGCUUUCCGAUCCUCCGCUGCGCUAGACUGCAACUCCCAGGCGGCCUCGCGGCGCAGCUCCCUCAAAUACGGUGGACUGCAACUCCCAGGCGGCCCCGCGGCCCCGCGUCUGACUUGCGCAGUGGCGUCCGCGGUCGGUCGCCCGGACAACCUGGAGAAGACGGCUAGGAGUUUGGUGGCUGUAGGCAUCCCUCAGGCAGCCGUGCGCUUGGUGCGGCACCUCCUCCCCGAGUCCUCCGUUGCUUCCUCCGUGUGAACAGCGGUACUUCCUGGGUCUCCCCUGUCUGUCUCUGAGGGUGACCGCGGCGUCAGCGGCGUCUGGGGACUCGCGCCAGCUCCGCGGGGCGGCGCGACUCCCAGUGGGAGCGGGGAGAGGGUGGGAGGUUGAGGGGUGCUCUUCUCUGCACUCCCUUAUCGCUGUCUGCUACGCCCGGUCCCCGUCGUCGUUUCGGAGGAAGUCUUCGGACAGAGUUCGCGAGAAAGCGAGGUGGAGUCAGUUCUACUCCGCGUUAGAGUGAAGGAAAAUGUCUUUAUUUAAAGCCCGCGAUUGGUGGUCUACUGUUCUGGGAGAAAAAGAAGAAUAUGAUCAAGGCUGUUUGUGUUUGGCUGAUGUUGACAAUAGUGAGAAUGGGCAAGACAAAAUAAUUGUGGGCAGUUUUAUGGGAUACCUUAGAAUUUUCAACCCUCGUCCUGUAAAAACUGGUGAUGGAGCUCAGGCUGAAGAUCUGCUUCUAGAAGUGCAUCUACGAGACCCAAUUCUUCAAGUGGAAGUAGGAAAGUUUGUUUCAGGAACUGAAAUGCUUCAUUUGGCUGUGUUGCAUUCUAGAAAACUUUGUGUCUACUUUGUCUCAGGAACCUUGGGUAAUGUGGAACAUGGGAACCAGUAUCAGAUCAAAUUGAUGUACGAACAUCAUCUUCAGAGAACAGCCUGCAAUAUGACCUAUGGGCCUUUUGGCGGUGUGAAAGGUCGAGAUUUAAUUUGUAUCCAGUCUGUGGAUGGGAUGCUGAUGUUGUUUGAACAGGAAAGCUAUGCUUUUGGGCGGUUUCUCCCUGGUUCUCUUCUGCCUGGCCCUCUAGCUUACAGUUCCCGCACAGAUUCCUUCAUUACUGUCUCUUCCUGCCAGCAAGUGGAAAGUUACAAGUACCAAGUACUUGCUUUCGCAACAGAUGCAGAUAAAAGGGAGGAGACUGAGCAGCAAAAACUUGGUUCUGGAAAAAGACUGGUUGUGGAUUGGACGCUAAAUAUUGGAGAGCAGGCCCUUGAUAUAUGCAUUGUGUCUUUCAAUCAGUCAACAUCUUCUGUUUUUGUUCUUGGCGAGAGAAACUUCUUUUGCCUUAAGGACAAUGGACAAAUUCGAUUCAUGAAGAAGCUUGAUUGUAGCCCAAGUUGUUUUCUUCCGUAUUGCUCAGUUUCUGAGGGAACAAUAAAUACUUUGAUUGGAAACCAUAACAACAUGUUGCACAUUUAUCAGGAUGUGACACUGAAGUGGGCUGCUCAGCUCCCCCACAUUCCUGUGGCCGUGAAAGUUGGCUCUAUGCAUGACUUAAGGGGAGUGAUAGUCACUCUCAGUGACGAUGGCCACCUGCAGUGCUCCUAUCUGGGGACAGACCCCUCCCUGUUCCAGGCUCCCAAAGUCGAAUCUAGAGAACUAAACUAUGAAGAACUGGAUGUAGAAUUGGAAGAACUUCAGAAAAUCAUCAAAGAUGUUAAAGCAGAAGGUGUUUGGCCGAUGACUGAGAGAGAAGAUGACUUGAAAGUUUCUGCUGCAGUUUCUCCGAACUUUGAUUCAGUGUCUCAGGCCACUGAUGCUGACAUUGGAAUUGACCGCGUCCCUUCCAUCACAGUGAAGGUAUUGUACCAGGGUUACCUUGUAAUGUGCAAAUCUUUUUACAUAUUUCAUCACAUCUGUCACUGUUGCUACCCUGGCAGAAGCUGAUGGAAAAGUGAAAUAAACACUUGGAGUUUUAGAUUUUCUUCAGCCUUGGGUAGUGAAUAGAAAACCUUCAUUGUUACCUGCAAACAUAACACUGACAGUUGCAUAUAUAGUAAUAUGUGUGUAAUAGGAACAAGUACUCAGGACUGUCUUCUACCUUUAUUUAAAGGUGUACCGUGAUCCAGGUGUUUUUCCUAGAAAUAAAAUUGAGAUUUUAAAUCUUGUCAGGAACCCAUGUCAUCUUCAUUCCUAACAGACCUACCAGUUGAUGGUAGCCGUCAUGUAAGGCAGAGAGUGAGUGAUACUGGGAAGAACACCAGUGCUGGUAAAAUCACUCUGCCACGCAUGGCUAUGUGUGUGCUUGAAUAGAAUUCCCAGCCAUUUAUCUGCCAUAACAUUGGCUGUAAAUGGAUAUAUUUAUAACAAGAAAGUACUAAAUGAAGAAGCUGCAAAGUACAGUAGUGACAAAUUGAUAGUUCUGGAAAAAUAGAAUUUGAUGGGUGUGGUUUUGGUUAAGACAUUUAGGCCUGUCAUUGCAGAAUUUUAGAACUAGAAUUUGUCAUUUAAAGUUGUAAUCAGUCAGGAUAAAGAAAAUGUGGGUUUUUAAAUAAAAUGGAGUACUACUCAGCCAUAAAAAAUGAGA